GGUUUUAUAUUUGAACAGGACAAGCUGAUCUCUAUGCAUUCAGAUGUUAUGGAGCAGGGUGGGUGAUGGACGAAUCAUGCCCCCCAAACCACAAAAUGUUCCCAAUACACGUCAAAGUUGGGGCUCUUGCUAAGGCAACGGGUUGUCCUAAUUACAUAGUCAAAGGUACUAACUCUACGCUGGAGUCCAUGUGUUGUAACCACACCGACAGUGCUUGUCUUAACUUUUAUCGGAACACCCUGAAUGAUUCGAUUACCUACGUAUAUCAUAAGAACUGUAUGGGUCGGGAAAUGUGUAUAAGUCACUCUAUAGUUCAGGCUACCACUACCGGUCCAGUUGUUUUUUGUAAUCAGACUCUGUAUCAUUCCACCACUACUGUACUAGAGCUCAAGUACCAGUGUUAUAAAGAUGAACAGUUCCUUACUCUGUCAAGUUCGGAAUCUGUUUCUAAGACGGGUCUUACUGAUGUUCAUGUUGUGUUGCAAGAUUACGAAUCUUCCCCAGGGAUACCUGCAGCCGUAACAAGUCUUGAGUGUUCCAUUGAAACAUCAGAAUGUGAUGGACAAAUAAGGAUUACUGCUAAAGAUCUGAGAUUGUUUUCUAAUGGGAGCCAUUGUUUACAGAGAAUAUCAAUUAAUGAUACGGAGAAUGCAGAGAUAAAUAAUUUUGACUGCAGUCACAAUACGGAUUUUACACAAAAUACAAACUUUUACACAAGUCUUUCUAACCAUAUUAUUGUAAAAUUUACCAAUUCUUACAACUUUGACGGAGGGUUCCUUUGGAUACAGCCAACUGCUGUGAACUCUAGCGAUACACUUUCCCUGAAUUGUCCCCCUACGGAGGAGAAUCCAGCCUGUAUCCCCACCACAGUAAUAGUCACAACAGAGGAAGACACCACGACAACAGUGGUCACAGAGACAACAACUGGGACAACUCCAGCUACAAACAACACAGACCUAGAUCCUGAAGAUAACAAGCCACAGGAAGAAACAGAAGAUGUCGGUCUCAUUGUUGGGCUUUCUGUUGGACUGGUGGCUUUAGUGGUUGCAGUUGUUGCUCUGGUUGUGAUCAAAAAAAGAAAGCCUUGCUCCAACGCUCCUGAAAGAAAAGUAUCACAGGCAAGACCAGACAAAUCUACAGUUGAAAUAAAUAAUGAAAGCUCAUCAAGUCCUCAGAAUGAUUACGUAUCAAAAACACAGUCAUGGAGCCAUCUUCAUUCUUCUCAAAGAGUUUUUGAGAUUAAUGAAAAGUCAACAAGUCUUCAGAAUGAUCAGUCUUUAGCAAAACCGCCAAGAAGUCAUCUUGCUCCAAUUUCGGCAGAAGAUGAAUAUAAGGUAAAGAAAAAGAAAAGAAAAAAGAAAAAUGAGAAAAAGUGUGAAUCAGACAACAAGAAAAAGAAGAAGAAAAAGAAGAAAAAGAAGAGGCAUACAGAUGGCUCAGGAGAAACUUCAAACAAUCCUACAGAGAACGAUAUUACAUCUCCUGUGAAUAGUGCAAUGUGA
Saccostrea cuccullata (small rock oyster) is the source of this 1502-nucleotide messenger RNA. RefSeq lists its product as uncharacterized. The transcript has 4 exons. Bases 66 to 1502 code for a protein of 478 amino acids. Lineage: Eukaryota; Metazoa; Mollusca; Bivalvia; Ostreida; Ostreidae. The record is from RefSeq and is a predicted model, not a curated record.